Mesorhabditis spiculigera is the source of this 2997-nucleotide messenger RNA. NCBI's taxonomy places the organism in Eukaryota, Metazoa, Nematoda, Chromadorea, Rhabditida, Rhabditidae. The record is from the annotation of a GenBank genome assembly.
AUGACAGACGCCUGGAAGCUCCACAUCACACCAAAUGGCGAUCGGUUGGAGAACCAGAAGUCUGGCGACAAUUUCUUGGUUGUUUGCCAAGUACAAGAAUAUGAUGGGCCCGCAAGCGAUGUGAAAAUUGAUUGGUAUAGGAAAGGAACGAAGAUUCAAUUCGGAAGGAUUAUGACCGUCGGGAAACCAAACGCCAGCCAGUUGAUGAUUAUCAACGCCAAGAAGGACGAUUCCGACGAUUUCGUCUGCAAGGCCGAGAUCGCUGGGGAGACCCAAGAGACCUCAGCCAAGAUCAACUUCAUCCAAGCACCAAAGUUCGUCGAUGCCCGCCUCGAGCAACACCCCGAAGAAGGAAAAGCCGCCGAAAUUGUCUGCCGCGUCACCGGCGAACCCCAAAUGGAAGUCUUCUGGCAGUUCAACGGCAACACCCUCGAUGAAUCAUCUCCUCGUGGCUACGAAUUCAAGGAAAACAAUCAGAUCCUUGUAAUUCCUAACUACGACUCGAAGAAGGAUGACGGUCAUUACCUUUGCAAUGCUGCCCAAUUCAGCUCUUUCGAAACAUUGACUAUUAAUGUGUCUGGAUACUCCCGCCCAAUCAUCACAGUUUUCGACGGCCCAACCAACAACCGAGGUUUCGAAGGCCACUCCGUUCAAUUCAAAUGUGGUGCUAUCGGCAAACCAAUGCCCACCUACAAAUGGUUCCGCGGCGAGACUAAUGACGAAAUCGUCAAAUCCGACAUCCACUCCGUCGAAGAUGGACUUCUUGUCAUCCAUUCUCUAAAUGGCGGUGACAACGGAGAUUACCGGUGCGAAGCCACAAAUGCCAUAGGAAGUGACGCCAAGACUGCUACCCUCUCUGUCUACUUGAGGCCUAAAGUCGAACGUGUUGCCAACCACACCAAGGAAUCCGGCGAAAGCGUCGAAAUCGUCUGCCGAUAUGCUGGAGAAGGCAACCUGAAAGCCAAAUUCAUCCAUGGGGACCAGACAUACAAGGUCGCCUCUGAGGAGGAAGAGACUGAGGAAAAGCUUAUGGAUGAGGAGGAUGAGGCCGAGACUGAGGAGGCUGAGCAUGAGCCUGAGAACCUAGCGGCCCCUGAGAAUGAAGCUACCAACGAGGAAGAAGAGGAUGAUGAGAAGGAAGAGAAAACCGAAGAAGCGGAGGAUAAUAAGGAAGAUGAGGAGAAAAAGGAGGAUGAAGACGAGGGGAACAACGAAGAGGGUGAUGAUAAAGAGCAGGACAAGGAAGAAGACGAAGAUGAGAAAGCUGAAGACGAGAUGCCUGACGUUAGCGAGGCUGAUCAUGAAAACCAAGAUCAAGAGAAUGAUCAUGACGAUGAAGCCGGUGCUGAAAACAAGGAAGACGAAGAAGACGUUACGCCAAAACCAGGCCAUCAUGAAGAUGAGACUCCAGAGGAAAACGAUAACGAUGAUGGCGAUAAUACCAAUGACGAUGAGCACGAGCAAAAAGAAGAGCAUGACGACCGUGCCCAUGAUGAUUCCGGACAUCCAAUCGCUAUGGAUGAAGACGUGACCGACGAGGAAAAUGGCCACCUAAUUGAUGCUGGAGAUCUUGCUCGCUGGAAGCGUGAUGUGCAAACCGGAAGGGUUUCGAUCCAAGAUGAUGGCAAACAAAUUACCCUGUCGAUCCGGGAUGUUUCUUUAAACGAUGCUGGUCUUUACCAAUGCGUUGUUGAGAACGAGGCCGGGCCUAUCACACGCAACAGCAUUUUGGCUAUUACCCAUGCUCCUAUCAUCAAGAAGCACUCCCGUGAAACCAUCCGUACAUUUGAUGACAAUGAAGUCGAGCUCUUCUGCGAAGGCAAGGCUGUCCCUGAGCCGAACUGGACCUGGGAGAUCAAUGGAGAUGAGGUUGAAGCCGACGGCGUCCUUGUUCGUAUUAACAACACCGCUACCCGAAGUGCUGUGAUCAUGCGUAUGGCCAAGGGUCGAUACGGUACCUACACUUGCCGCGCUUCAAACGGCGUUGGCGAACCCGCGACAAAGCAAUUCAAUGUUAUUGAAGUUGUGGUUCCGGCUGUACCCUCGGAGCUCAGUUGCCAAGAGCAUGUCUACCCUAACUAUGCUGCUUGCUCUCUAUCCGCGGAACAGUAUGCUGACGAGAAGUCGAAGCCAUCAGAGGUUGAAUUCGCAUAUGCCCCAUCCGAUGAUGUUGAGUCCGACUUCGACUGGGAGAAAGACUCGGUCCGUCAACGCGUGAACUACACCGAGAAGAUGAGGAUCACCGGCCUCAAGCCGAACUCAGCCUACAUCAUCCGUGCUCGUGCCAUCAACGAAGCUGGAGCCAGUGAUAUGGGAGUUCAGGGAACAAUCGAAACUACGGACCCAUGGGCCCCCGAGAAGCCUGAGAGCAUCACUGUCAACUGUGAUACUAGCUGCACUAUCGGAUGGCUGGAGCCAAAUGAUCAUGGAGCUGAAUUGAGCGGGUACAAGAUUGUCGUCCGCGAAUUCGAAGAUAAUGUUGAGACCACUGAACGCGAAUACGUCGGGUCUAACCUGGAGAUUGAUGUUGCUGCUUCGGAUGAAGCCGUCGAGCUGACGCAGCUGAAGCCAAACACCAAAUACGAGAUUUCCGUUGUGGCCGAGAACUCUAUCGGCGAAUCGCAGCCGUUGAUUUCUGUCUUCGAAACCCCGGAAACGGUUGUUCCGGUGCUCAGCAGCGGAUUUACAAACUUCCACAUUAUGAUCAUCGUCGGCGUUGUGCUGCUCGUUCUGUUCUUGCUUGUCGAUCUAAUCUGCUACGGUACCAACCGAUGCGGACUUAUCGCCUGCAUUUGCGUCAACUGCUGUGGCAAGAACCCUGAUCGGUCGAAGGAUAAGGACCUCGAGUCGGGCCGACCUGAAUCGAACCGACUGCUCUCCGAUUCGAGCUGGAACGUUUCUAUUCGUUGCAUCUUGACACUAUCUCCCGGCAUGGCUCAACGCUUUUCAUUGAGCAUCAGCCGCGAUCGUCUCAAGUCUCCGCUCGUCUCCGCUGUG